AUGGACCCUUCUGUCAUCCAAAAUUUUUGCAGUAUUACUGGGACGUCUGAAUUAGAAGCUAAACAUUUUCUGGAAGCUUUCGGUGGGGACUGUGACGAGGCAAUCAAGGCAUAUUAUGAAUCAGAGGAUCCUGUGCAUUCAAGUGAUACGCCACAUGUGGAUCAUAUUACUCAGCCACUAAACCAAAGCUACAAGGAACCUUCAUCGUCCACAGCAAAUAAAUCAGCAUUCAGCAAACCUAAAAUAGCGACUCUGAGUACCCUUGAAAACAACAGUGAUGAUGAAUUAGAUAAGGGACAGGCAUUUUACGUUGGUGGUUCAGAGACUGGAGGUGGUGGUCAACAGGUCCUUGGCCCUCCAAGACGUGAUGGUAACAGAACAGCCCAUGAUCCUUCCCAAGCCACAGACGUUUUUGUCCGUAAUCUUUUCCAAGCUGCCAAAGGUAAAGGAGCCGAGGUAUUAGAUACACAUCAAUACAAAAGUAAACCGAAAACUCAAUUGCCUUUUAGUGGAGUCGGUUACAAGCUUGGUGAUGAUCCUAAUGCUCCAUCCCAGCUGGAGUCAACCACUGCGAGCAGUUCUAGUACAAACAGCAUCUCUGAACAAAAUGUUAUUGUGAAAAUGUGGCGUGAUGGUUUUAGUUUAGAUAAUGGACCGUUACGUUCUUAUACUGAUCCAGAUGCUUCCAAAUUUUUUGAUGCAAUACAAAGCGGUCAAAUCCCUCAGGAACUUUUGAAAUCUGCUGGUGGAAAUAUGGUUAAUGUUAUGCUUGAGGAUCAUCACCAUGAAGAGUGGCAGGCUCCUCCUGCUCCUAAAAUCAAACCUUUUGCUGGUACAGGACACAUGCUUGGUUCUCCACUUCCUCGUAUCGUAUCAAACACUCCACCGAAGGUCAAUGUCAACGAAACCAGUGAACCUGGUGUCGCAGUAGAUGAUACCAAGCCAGUAACACGAAUUCAGAUUCGAUUACCUGAUGGGUCGAGAUUUGUAAUCCGUCUAAACAAUUCGCAUACAGUUGGCGAUAUCAGAAGAGCAAUUGUCAAUGAAAGACCAGAUUUAGCUUCAAGAUUGUUCGCACUGAUCACCUCCUAUCCAAAUCGUGAGCUAACUGAAGAUACUCAAACACUUGAAGAUGGUAAUCUUCUCAAUUCAUCAAUUUUAGUUCGAUUCACAUAA
Molecule: messenger RNA, 1176 nt
Organism: Schistosoma turkestanicum
Lineage: Eukaryota; Metazoa; Platyhelminthes; Trematoda; Strigeidida; Schistosomatidae
Source: the annotation of a GenBank genome assembly